Molecule: messenger RNA, 1814 nt
Organism: Silurus meridionalis
Lineage: Eukaryota; Metazoa; Chordata; Actinopteri; Siluriformes; Siluridae
Gene: mdfi
Product: MyoD family inhibitor
Exons: 5
Coding region: 483-1256 (257 amino acids)
Source: RefSeq, a predicted model, not a curated record
CGUGUGCGCGCGCCUGCGUGUAUGUGUAUAUCUCCGUUUGAAACUCUUCAAGUUCAGAAAUCGUGCAGACACGCAAAACAACGCAGCGUGUUCAACCUCCCGAGGAUCAUCCGAGGAUGAGACUGGUUUUGUUUGUUUGCUUGUUUUUGUAGCGUUUGCUGGAAACAACUUUAUAUUUUAGGGAAGUUUGCAGCUGUCAAGUCUCGGGAGAAGUUUGGUGAAGGUUGAGCGCUGUGUGGUGCAGACUGUCAUUAAGGGCAGUUCAGAGAAGGAAAAAAGUUUUUUUGGGGUAGAACAUGACGAGGACGCGACUUUUCACCUCGCAAACGGCACUUUUCCUUCUUCUUCUUCUCCUUCUUCUUCUUCCUCCUCUUGCGCUUUUGAGGUGUGCUUAAAAUCAGUGCAGAGGAAGAAUAUGAGUUCCUGAAACAGCUGGAUUUAAAGGAUAGAUUCUGGUCUCUUGGCUCUCAGCUCCAGAGCAGAUGUGGGAGGAGGACCGUAGCCCCGGUGCCAGCUCGCCUCAGCCUCCAGAUGGUGCCCAUCUCGGCCCAGAGAGCUCACCAGUGGAGUGUCCCAAUGGCCUCAACUCAGGCGCGGAUGCGAGCGGCGAAAACGCAGAGCAGCAGCCACGUAUGGAGGAAACAACGAACCCGGACCACGUCGACAACAACAACAGUCUAUCACAGCUGGAGUUCAGCAACACGCCCAGCAAAAGCAUCACAUGUCAACCUCAGGCCAGGUCUACGCCCUUGCACAAGUUGUUAACCAGCCCUUCUGAGUCUCCAAAAAACAAGUCUCAGAAACACAGGAUGCACAGCAACGGAGUUAAGAACGGAGCAGCGCUCUUGCGGGCAGCAUCUUCCACGUCCUCGUCUUCAUCUGCGCAACAUAAGAGCCCUAAGAAGUUGCAGUCAAACCCUUCAAUCAACAGCCAAAGCAGCAAAAGGAGUAAAGGAAGCUCCAAGUCCAACAGCUCGCAGAUCCCUACAGAGGCCCAGGAUGACUGCUGUGUGCACUGCAUCCUGGCCUGCCUGUUCUGCGAAUUCCUAAUGCUGUGCAACAUUGUGCUGGAUUGUGCCACGUGCGGCUCGUGCUCCUCCGACGACUCGUGCUUCUGCUGCUGCUGCGCUUCGGAAGAAUGUGGCGACUGCGAGCUCCCGUGCGACAUGGACUGCGGCAUCAUUGACGCCUGCUGCGAGUCUGCCGACUGCCUCGAGAUUUGCAUGGAGUGCUGCGGCCUCUGUUUCUCAUCCUAAACCUCCUAUAGGGGGCACUGCUGUGCUCACUUAAAACUUCUAGAGAGUUCUAGGUGGGAAAAGCCAUUCGGGGACGCCUUACUGGGCUUCAAGGCUGAGUUGCCUUGGGUUAAAAUGAGACGGCCGAUUUUCAGUUCUGCCUUCCUGAGCUUUCGGUUCGGGUUUCAGAUCAGUGUACGUGAAGUCGGAGGCUUUUCGAAUCGACCUCAGAUUUAGCAAACAUUCUGGGACAUUUGACAUUGUCUUUUUUUUUUUUCCUCCAGUCUGCUUUUUGACUCUCACUUUGGAUCCAUCUUCAGUUUUUAAAUGCAGCCGGAAGAGAAACUUUUGACACACAGCCUCGCUAAUGGUUGCACAUGCCUUUCACUCCAUUUUCUUCUCAUUCUAGUUUCCAACAUACACAUUUAUUCAAAGAGUGACUCACCACCGUUGCUUGUCAUUUUGGUGAACCGAAUCCCAAAGCAUCCAUGUGAAAAUUCAUAUUGUAGAUCAUGAAAUUAUGAGGUAACUUUAAAAGUGUUCUUAAAAUCCAAUAAAGACUAAAAGAUCUCCAUAUAA